Molecule: messenger RNA, 1911 nt
Organism: Entamoeba invadens IP1
Lineage: Eukaryota; Evosea; Mastigamoebida; Endamoebidae
Exons: 2
Coding region: 1-1911 (636 amino acids)
Source: RefSeq, a predicted model, not a curated record
AUGGAGGGAAAGCCCGUGGAGACAAAGCACACCAUAAAAUUUAAUAACAACAUCCCUCCUGUAAUGUGCACGCUGCCGCACAAACUCGAGGUGUGGAGCUACUUUCGCAAAGAAUGGAACAUAUACACAAACACUGAGAUACGUAAAACAACGUCGGAGUACUGUCCCUUUGGAGCGCUUUGGGGUUCGUUCAUGGGCAUUACCAACUUUUGCGAUUUAUGGCGGACAAGAACCGUCGACUGGACGUCUCCAAUUUUCUUCCAAAUUUUCGUGAAAGGGGUGACACACACAUUUUACGACGAAAACAUCGAAGGCGGGAAGUUCACAGUGGACGUGGAGCCCGCCUACAUCCCCACGCUUUUUCAUCUUGUUAUAGAUGCCAUUGUUUGUCGGCGAAUGCUCCAUUCCUUUCUUGUUGAGGGUAUCACAGUGCUUUGCAAUGAUCCACAGUACAAAGUGUCUUUAUGGGUUUCGAGUUUAGAGGGCGCCGAACAAGCUUCGUUAUUGACUGAGUUCAAUUACCUCAUCAAAAAGUCAGGGAGUCUUCAAGCUGCCCAUUUUUACUCGCAUGUUUCCGUUUUGUUCAAACCCGAAACCGAAAACAAAACGCCGUUUUCGAUUUUUCGUGAUUCAAUAGAACCGAAACCACUCAUUGAAAUUUUCGAUUGCCAAAAAUCAAAUGGAUCGUUUUGGGGAGAUUGUUUCGACGAAUUGAAAGGAGACCAAAAACUCUUUGUGAACGACUUUAUUCGCAAAAACGAAAGUUACUUGUGGCUUCUCAAUUUCACAGGGAUUAUCGGACAAAAGUCAAAACAUAAGGAGAUUGGCAAGAAAGAAGGAAAACUCAAAGCUAAAGAAAAAAUCUCAAAAAAAGACGAAAAAAAACGACGAAAGUCAGUCGCACUGCCAAUUUCCCUCAAUUUGGCUGCAAAUCCGUUCGUACCAAAAAAGAAAAGAGAUGAAAAAAGCGAAGAAAUGAGCGAACAGGCGUACGUUUCUGAGGUUGUGGGAAUUUCAUCAGAUGUUUCAGGAGAUGAGUUUUCGGAGUCGGUUGAAGACGAAAAAAGUCCAAACUCUCUAAGCUCAGAGAGUAUACAAAAUAAUAUUAAUCCACAAGAUUUGGAAAAAUGGCGAAACGAAAAUCGAGAGAUUGGAGUGGAUGACAACACAGCCGGAACGAUGGUAAAUAUGUGCGCGGAAAAAAUUGAGAGUUGCAAUGAUAAAAGUAGUGAAGAAGAAUGGAAUGAGGUUGUUUCAACACAAAAGACUGAUAAGAAAACAAAAAGCGUUAAAAGGGGUUAUAAAGUCGAGGCUGUUAGACCGACACCUGGGGCGCUAAGAGUUGUCGGUCCGGACAGACAAACAACUCCCAUUUUCGAAAAGCAGUCGAGACAGUGGAAAACUGAAAGUGUGAGAGUUGGUGCUCGGCACGUGUUGAUGAAGAAAGAGACCGAGGAAGAUGUCCCAACACAACCCUUUCGUUCUCCCGCGCCAGUAAAAAUGGUUAUCAUCGACAAAGAUCCAAUCGAAGAAAUCAAUGACGCCACGAUUUCUUCGAACGAUUUUAAAGAACAAAACACCCAAAACCUGGUUGAUAAGUCUCGCGCUAUUCAAAACUCGACACGCCCCAUCGAGAGUGAAGUCGAAAAAGGAACACCUGUGAAUGCAAUAGAAAAUUUUUACAAAAUCCCCAAAACAGAGAGAUCUGAAAAGAAAUCUAAAACAAGGGAGAACAAGGCAAAGCGGAAGCUUGUUGUUGUGGAGGCGAAAUCAGUAAGCUGGUGCGAGUCGUUGUAUAACAGAAAUCCAACAAUCCUUCUUGUCAUCACGGUGAUGUGCAUUGUUCUUGCGGGUUUGGUUGUACUUAUCGUGCACCACUACUUCUUUGUUGAUGAUGACGAUUAUUACUAA